CCUGCGCGCACCCGGGGUCGCCAAAGGGCGGAGUCGCCGGUGCGCCUGUCUCCCGAGGACCGCUCCGCCCCGUUUCCCCGGCCAAAGGCCGCCCGAGAGAAGGAUCCCGAUGGCCGGCGAGGAAGGAGGCAGCUCGGGCUCGUCUCCGGCGGCGGAGCCCAGUCCCGGCGGCGGAGAAGCUGGCGCGGCUGGCGGAGAGGGCGCUGGAGGCAGCGGCGGUGGUGGCGCUGCCUACGACGCCAAGUGCGUUUUCUGCCGGAUCACGCACGGAGAGGAGGCGGGCACGGAGCUGCUGCCUUGCGAGGAUGAAGACUUGGUGUGCUUUAGAGAUAUCAGGCCUGGAGCUCCACAUCAUUAUUUAGUGGUGCCAAAAAACCAUAUAGGAAAUUGCAAGACUCUAAAGAGUGAGCAUAUACCAUUAGUGGAAAGAAUGAUGGCAGCUGGAAAGACUGUCCUUCAGCGAAAUAAAUUUAAUGACUUGAAUGAUAUAAGGUUGGGUUUUCACUGGCCUCCGUUCUGCUCUAUAGCCCAUUUACAUCUUCAUGUCCUAGCUCCAGCUAGUCAGUUGGGAUUCUUGUCCCGAAUGGUUUACAGAAUCAAUUCCUACUGGUUUAUAACAGCUGAGCAACUCUUGGAACGGCUGAAGGCUGAAAGUGCUACUAUCUGAAAAGCACCUGUUCCAGUUCAUACAUCUCUGUGAACUGUGACCACUGAUUAUAGGGUUGGAUGUAAUUCUUAAUAUGCCAGGUGUUUGAAAAAUAGCACUUGAAUCUGCUGCUAUACAAUGGUUGAACUCAUCAUUAAAGAACAUUGUACAAUACAUGUCUCAGGCAAAUACCUGAAAAAACAGCACUUUCGAGAACAUCCAUAUCGACCAAUCGGAAAGUAAAAAUACCUAUCCUUCUCCGAAAGAAAAUACUGAUCUUGUAAAAAAAAAAAGAUACAGUAUAAUUAAAGUUUAAUAUAUGCCUUUGGGUUUGACUGUUCUUUGUCUAAACAAUGCAAGAAGUUUGUGCCUAUACAACACAUUAGUGACAUUUUUGGCAUUGCAAUGCUAGUGAUAGCAAUGAUGUCUUGGUGCUAAAUCACUUAUCACACACAUGUACAUGACUGUAUGCACAGCAAGAUAUCUUAACAAGCCAUUGGGACCAGAGUAUGUCUUCCAUCUGUACUUAUCAUGUGAGACAUCACACCAUUAGUAUAUUGGUCUAGGAUAAGAUUGUUUGAAUGUGUACCACUGUAAACAAUUGUAACCAGUUAAAUGCAUGUAAUUAAGAUUAGCUAGAAGGUGAAUUGCAGUGCAAGUUUACAUAAAGGAAUUGUUUCUUUUUACUUUGUUACUAGUGAAAGGUAUCCGAUGUACGAAGUAUAAGAGGCUUAUGCUGGAACUAAACUUGUAACCAUAACUAUAGCUUUGGAUAUUUGGGAAAUCUUAAGCAUGUUGGGAGGCAUUGCCUACUGUGGGAAACUACCACUAUGCAGACAGACCUUGGAAUGGUUAUUUCUUAGUAUUUAUACAAUAGUUAAGUACCCAGAACAUCUUACAACAAAGAGUUUGUCAAUAUGUGAAUUCAUGAAUGUCACCUGGUUGUUUUCUUUGAAAUCAAACAUAAAACACUAAACCCAUUCUUAAGGGUAGAUUAUCCAAAUCUGUUUAUCAAAUUUUAGAGGGAUAUACAUUAUUCACAAAUGUCCCAUGUUGACUACCUAAAGCCUUCAUCCAAGCACUCAUCAGAGUUGCUUAUAUAGCAUACUGCUUGUCCACCUUACAUGACCACAACAUUAACUAAGUCCUCUCUUCCAACAAAAAAUAUCUUGUUCUUAGUCUACCUCCACAGCCUUAAUGUCAAGACUGCAGAUGCUUUUAAGACUUGGCAUAGAAUGGCUUCUAGAGAACAUUUCAAAUCUAAUUGGAUUUCUUACUGAAAAAUUAACUUGAACAAGCACUUGCUGAAAUUGUGCAGUACCUACUGCAUUACUAAAGCAACAUCCAAUUAUUUAGCACAGUUUUGCAUCAUAGUAGUGUUCAAAGUAUGCCAAAAUACAAUAACCCUUUGUGUUCCUUUAUGGCUUUAGCAUUUUAAUCCUCGUAUUUAUUGGCGAUGGCAUGUAUUCAUUUUGAUACUUCGAGUCUGGAUUCUAACUACUGUUGUUAAAAUAAUCAACAAACGUCUUCCUUUAGUGGAGUAAUAGUUAUAUUUAUACCAUGUUGAAAUGUGUUAUGUAUGAAAAGCAGUUGUGAUUGUGAGUUUAUGUACCAUUGGAAACAUUACAGCAACAUUAAUACUGUUUGAAAAAGAAGCUAAUAAAAAUCAAGGUGUAGAGAUGAACCUCUUGAAUGUUAUUGUAUCAGAAUUUGAGAAUAUUGUUUGUGAACUGGUACCUUUAUAUUUCAACAUCUCAGGAACUCUAUGUAUGAUAAACCUGCCAUCUAGUCAAACAACGUAACAUUAGUUAUAAUCUGAAAACAUUUUGCCAAACUCAUUUGAAUGUUUAUAGUCUAUUUCUAAAAUCAAACUUUUAAGAAUUAGCUUUUCGGCAUGAAUUUGAAACUAGCUACUCUACUUUUCCAAAGUUUGUAAUGUUAAAAACAUCCAUUUUGGAGUGGAAAAUGUUGCUAACUGCAAAGUAAGAAAUACUUUUAGAAUAUCAGUGAUGGUACAAAAACACUUACCCCAAGAAAAUCCUAAAUAUUUUUAAUCACAUCACUUCCAUUUUUUAGCAUCUACAUUUCCAUUGCCAUGACUCUUGUGAAAUACAUCCACGUUGCAGCCAAACAGAUUUCCAGUUCACGUACACUCAGAAGAGUUACCACUCUGUUGUCUUAUAAUACACCCUCAUCACUUACAAUGUAUAGGCAAUGACCAUGGAGGGGGGAAAACAUGACAGGUACCGUAAGCCUGCAACUUGCAUGGGGAUCGCACCUAAAGCCAAAAUCGUGUAUACUGUAUUUAAAACACUGGAUUCAACGGUGGGUGGAAUUGCUGAAGACAUUUCUCCCAUAACCCCACCUCCUAUCCAUUUUAUUUUUUAAAUUUUCACACAUGUGAAAGUGCAUGGACACAAGUUAAAUAUGUAUAACUUCUACUUCAUUUUUGUUUUUAACCUGUUUCCACCAGAUAGCAUUUUCUUCAUCACAUCCUGGCCAGCCAACAUGAUUGAUUAAGGCUUUUAAAGGAGUUGCCAAAUGCAAUCAUGCAAUCAUGGAAAUCCAACCAUCUCAUUCAAGUAAGGUGAUAACUACAUCAUCAUCUUUUCCUUGCCAAAGCAUUUCGCCUUCAAAAUCAACGAGUCCAUGCUUCCUUGCCCUCAGUAGGACACCUACUACUUUGUUGGAUAUAGUUACAUAUCUGUCAAAGAGCUGUUUAAAUGUUAUUCUUACUUGUCCAUCGUGCCCUCUCUCUCCAACACUACGUAUGACCAAGCAUAAUUCUUCCACUUCGUUGCCUAUGUGUGUGUGAGCUUCCUUUCCUCUUCGUUCUGUUUUGGAGCCUUCGGGGGGCCUCCCAUAGGUGGGAUCUCCUCUCUCAGUACGCCGAGUUACUGGCUUGUUGCUGCUGAAGGGGUUCUGUCUCUGAUAAUCAGCAUGAACCUCCAACCAGCUCUGCCAGCCUCGUGUCAGUUCUCCCACAGAGCUAAGAUCACUUCUUACUGCUUUGGUACUCUGCAUUUUGCUUCCAUGUACUGAGGCUGUGACAUAACAAAAAGCAGAGCUCUGAAAUUGCAAAAAAACAAAAAACGCACACAUUUAUUUUAGCCAAAAUUCGUAUAC
Molecule: messenger RNA, 3772 nt
Organism: Zootoca vivipara (common lizard)
Lineage: Eukaryota; Metazoa; Chordata; Lepidosauria; Squamata; Lacertidae
Gene: HINT3
Product: histidine triad nucleotide binding protein 3
Molecular function (GO): catalytic activity
Source: RefSeq, a predicted model, not a curated record